Molecule: messenger RNA, 645 nt
Organism: Heterobasidion irregulare TC 32-1
Lineage: Eukaryota; Fungi; Basidiomycota; Agaricomycetes; Russulales; Bondarzewiaceae
Exons: 2
Coding region: 1-645 (214 amino acids)
Source: RefSeq, a predicted model, not a curated record
AUGGUAAACGAACGAACGCCCACACGUGAUUCGGGUGAUACCGCGCGAUCCCCUCAGAGACCCCGCAGAGAGGGCCAGAAAGAGCUGGAACAGCAUGUUGCGCAGGGUGACACAGAUGACGAGCGACUCGUCAACGCCCCUCUUCGUCACACAGCGAUCAUUUGUCGGGCGGUGAUAUCACGAGACCUGCUGCGUCGGGAUUUGCCAGCUCAGAUUUGGAGAGGAGAAAUGAAGGGCGACGAAUCGUUUCGUACCUCCAGCACAUUCACUGAAGCUUUCCAGGGUGCUGCCGAAGUUCGAGUGGGUAUCUGUAUGAAAACACCGACACCUAAGUAUACGACAACACAAGCACCGUCGUGGGACGAGCGAAAAGUGCCGAAGAUAGCCCAAGACGACGACUGCCGCCCAUCGAUUACACAGAAGAGCAGAGUGCGCUCCGGUAUCCGAGGCGGGGAACUUCGAGUGGGACUGAGUGAGAAUGGGAAGCUUGCGAUGCUGACAACAAGGGUGCUGUGGAAAGAUGUGGGGCUGGUUAACUAUAGCACAGACAUUCUUAACUUCACCCUCCUUAGAAAACGAGACGAUUGCCUCGACAACGAACAAGUCAUAUUGUGCACAAGCUAUGGUACACUAGAUCAAGCAUAG